UCGGAAGUAUUAUUUUUAUUUUUAUUAUUAUUAUUCGUAUAGUUUAAAUAAUAUUAAAUUGUCAUAUUACAUUUAUAUUUAAUGAUGACUGGCAACAAAUGUCAAUUUUAUAAUUGCGGUAAAACUAGACGUAAUUACCCUGAUUUACAUUUGUUUCGUUUUCCAAAAGAUGAAAGGUGUGAAAUUUGGGUUGAAAAUUCAGGAAAUACGAGUCUAUUAUCUCUCACCAAAGAAAAAUUAUAUUCACGAUACAUUUGCCAGGAACAUUUUGCACCUGAAAGUUUUAUGAAUUCUUUUCAAAAGAGAUUAACACAUGCUGCUCUUCCUUGUAAAUACGUGUCUUCAGAACUACCAUCUACGUCUUCAAGUGUUAACAAUGAUAUCAAACAAAAUGACCUUAAGCAAGAUUGUGUUACGGUAGUAUCUCUAACUAAUACAAAUAUACACUGUACGUCUGAAACUAAAGAAUUAAGUUCUCCAAGCUCUUCCUCAAAUAAUUGCACUUCUCAAGAAUCUCAAUUAUCAGAAAAGCCCGGCUCAAAUUUAAAUGAAAAAAAUUCUCUCAAAGUGUCAAAAUUAAAAGAAAAAUUAAAAGUAAAAAGCAAAUUACUUCGUAAUAAACUAUCUCAUAUUUCAAAAUUAAAAAAAAAAAUUACCAGUUUAAAGGUGAAAAGUAAUUUUAAAAACUUACUACUCACACAUCAAUUUCCAUCUGUCAAUUCGAAAGCUUUGGUAACAAUGCAGCUGAAGAGAAGAGGUGACCCUUGGACUUUAAACGAAAAAAAUUUGGCUUUAAGCAUAUUUCGUAAAUCUCAAAGUACUUAUAGAUUUUUACAUUCCCUUAAAAUUAAUUUACCAGGGAUAUCAACGAUUCGUCGUUGGAUCGGGCAACCAAAGUUAUUAACUAGUCCAAGUAAAUUAAAUACUUGUUCAAUUCCAAAUGAUAUCAAGUCGAUAGAAUAAAAAUACAAAGCAAACAAUUUUUAAUUAAUGGCAUGUAAAAGAUUUAGUUUAUAUAAGUCUUGUUUUAAAUAAUUUGACUUCGUUGAAGGGUUUAAAAACUUGAGAGAUAUUAGAACAAAACUAUUAUUAAUAAUUGGUCCUUCAUUUUAAUUAAAAAUUUUUUAUUCGAUUCAU
This is a messenger RNA of Adelges cooleyi (spruce gall adelgid), 1137 nucleotides long. RefSeq lists its product as uncharacterized. Lineage: Eukaryota; Metazoa; Arthropoda; Insecta; Hemiptera; Adelgidae. The record is from RefSeq and is a predicted model, not a curated record. The coding region runs from base 82 to 963 and encodes 293 amino acids. The transcript is spliced from 3 exons.